This is a messenger RNA of Penicillium malachiteum, 408 nucleotides long. Its product is annotated as RPEL repeat-containing protein. The coding region runs from base 1 to 408 and encodes 135 amino acids. The record is from RefSeq and is a predicted model, not a curated record. Lineage: Eukaryota; Fungi; Ascomycota; Eurotiomycetes; Eurotiales; Aspergillaceae. The transcript is spliced from 3 exons.
AUGCCUAUUGACGAGACUUCCCUGGGCAUCGCCCCCUUUGAGCGUCGCAACUCCCUUGAGAAGCACCUUCAGACCCGCCCGGAGAUUCAGGACCUCAAAGACCGCCACAUCUUGCUGGACACCAAUGUUGCUCCAUCUCUGCAAGCCGCCCAUCAGGAGCUUGCCCGGCAGCGUGCCACAGAUGAACUAAAGAAGAAUCUGGGAAAGCGACCUGGAAGGGACGAGCUGGUGGAACGCAACAUUCUCCCCGCCCCCAAUACCGCUCCAGCCCUUCAGGCUCAUGCUCGCGACCUCGAGCGCCAUAUGCUCGCCGAUAAUCUGGAACACAAGAUUCAGAACCGGCCUGGACCUGAGGAACUGAUUUCUCAGGGUAUUCUUGAGGAAGAUGAAGAUCCACGCUCUACUUGA